Molecule: messenger RNA, 348 nt
Organism: Magnolia sinica
Lineage: Eukaryota; Viridiplantae; Streptophyta; Magnoliopsida; Magnoliales; Magnoliaceae
Exons: 1
Coding region: 1-348 (115 amino acids)
Source: RefSeq, a predicted model, not a curated record
AUGCAUGAACCUGCUGUCUCUGAGAAUAAUGAAGUCCGUCCUCAAAGAAUGACUACCCGAUCCAUGAAUAAUAUCUAUAAGCCAAAAAAAUCUUUUAUGGUCACUAAGCACCCUCUUCCACCCUCCUUGGAACCCACGAGUGUUACUGAAGCACUUACUGACUCUAGAUGGCGUGAUGCCAUGUCCUCUGAAUUGAUUGCAUUAAUGCGUCACAAUACAUGGCAACUAGUACCACCUCCGACUAAUUGUAAUAUUGUUGGCUGUAAGUGGGUGUUUCGGAUUAAGAGGCAUGCUGAUGGAUCUGUUGAUCGAUUCAAGGCUAGACUCAUGGCUAAAGGGUUCAAUUAG